Molecule: messenger RNA, 3356 nt
Organism: Stylophora pistillata
Lineage: Eukaryota; Metazoa; Cnidaria; Anthozoa; Scleractinia; Pocilloporidae
Source: RefSeq, a predicted model, not a curated record
AUGGAGAAUGAAGAGUGGAGAAUGGAGAACAGAGGAAUGGAGAAUGGGAAAGGAAAAUGGAGAAUGAAGAAUGGUGAAUGGAGAAUGGAGAAUGGAAAAUGGGAGAAUGGAGAGUGGAGAAUAGAGAAGGGUGAAUGGAAAGUGGGAGAAUGGAGAGUGGAGAAUGGACAAUGGAGAAUGGAGAAUAAAGAAUGGAAAAUGAAGAAUGGAGAAUGGCUUUCAAGAAUUGACUUGCUGUCAACUGAAUCAGACAAUAUUCCUUCACCGUCGUCACUUUUAGAAUCUAAACUUACUUCAGUUCCACAAACAUCAACAGUUUCUGGCAAAUCAUCUAACAGUAAAUACUUGUUCAAAGAUCCUGCGGGGGUAACAACUGCAUCACUGAACCAGACAGUCCAAUUAAGGAAAAAUGUACCACUUCAUCGUUGGGCGGAUGGAAAUCCAGCACCAACCAUUACUUGGGUCCAAAAGAAUAGUGUUGGGAGAGGCAACAAGCUACAUUUUGACCUACCAAAUUUUACCGACGCAGGGUGGUUCACAUAUGAUAGAGGAACUGGGAUAGGCGAACGAGCAUACCUUGACAUUGCUGAAAGUGAAAGCAGGCUAUUCAGUGGGGAGAUGGUGAUCUUGAAUGAAAAACUUGACAUUGGUUUAUUGAAUAAGGAAAGUGAAAAAUAUCAGAAUUUCUCCAAGCGUAUUGCUCAGGUGGUUGAGGAUCUCUUUAAAGCUGACAUCAACUAUUACGCGACCAAAGUGAUACAAUUCGAAAGUGGCUGCGCGAAGGUGUAUUUCACGUUGAAAUUUAAGAAAAUAGUUCGAGCUAGCAUCAUAAUCUCCGCCCUAAAGUACGCUGCAGUGGAUGAAAAGUUUGGGAGUUUUGUUGUUGACCCGUUAUCAAUCAAAGCAUCGCAAGAUAAGAUACCUGCAUCAAGUUCGCAAGCCAGCCAAGGUGAAGAUUUAUCAUCGAUUUUUAUUGUGUGCCUAGUCACUGGUCUUAUAGCACUUUUAUGGUUUAUGUGUUGCUCUGACACACACGAGACACCUAGCGAGACAGGCAAACCUAAAAGCUCCAGUACUCCUACUUAUCGAGGUGAUGGAAGCACUGUUGACAAACGUCCACCUCAAGACUUCUAUAAGUCAUGGAAGAAUAAACCGGAUGGCACUUACGAAGAAGAAUAUGUUUUAAGAAAAGGAAAUACUGAACAUUACGAUAAAAUGACGAAAAAGGCGGAUGGAACUAAGGAAAGAAGAAAGGGAGUUCGAGGUGACGAUGUCACUUCCUAUCUUGACGGGAAAAUAGAACAAUUGCUAGCAUUGGAGUAGUCAGUGAAUUAACACUUUCAACAGUUUUACCGGUGCGAUAAACCCCGCUGAAUGUUUGGAGAAUACUCCAAAAGUCAAAGAUUCACUUGUCCCCGGAUCGUGGUUUACCGACUCCUCUCCUAUUCUCCAAAACAUCCAGCGAGCUUCAUUAAUUACGCCGGUGAUAAAAAGAGUGGUUUACUGUUUUUAUAAGUUAAACAUAAUUAUGGGUAGAAUUGCAGCUGCUUGCCAACGACAAAUAUAGAUAAAGUAGAAUCUAUGAAAAGGCAAACUAGUCUACAGGUUUCAAAGAGAUACUCAGUUUAUCGCCGUUUUCACUGAUUUUCGUUCAUAGAACCAAAGUUUUAAUAAUAUUUUGAUAAUUUAAUUCUUAGAUAGUUAAAAACAACUGAAUUCGUUGAUACCCUGUCUUUGAACACCCCGCUUGCGCCAUUCUCGCCGUUCGACAAGAUCACAACUAGGGCAGGGAUCUUGUCGAGUAUCGAGUGUCUUGAAAGCCGUCAAUAGCUUUUUCGUGAAAAUCCUUACUAGUAGUUUGUGUAGUUUGUUUAAAAUCCUAAAAGUAAGCGAAAGACUAAUCAUCAAAUAGAAUAAAACGGAAUUCUAAAACUGCUCCAGAAUUUAACGUAACUGUCCAAUGAAAGAAAAUCCUAAAUGUACCUACGAUGCUAACAUAACAAUUGAUUUAAAUAGAGGACCAAGAGUGCGAGAGAUACUCAUUAACAUGACGAUCAAAUGAAAGAUAAUCCAUAACUCUCGAAUGAAGGAGCAUACUAAAAGGCGUGAAAAACACUACGCAACAAUCAAUUAAAAAUAAUCAUAAUUGUGCACGAGAAACUAACGUAUAAUCGAUAGAAAGAGAAUCCUAGGGGUUCACUAGAUUUGAGAAUAACAAUCCAAAGAAAGACAAUACCAAAAUUGCACAAGGUACCAAGUAACCGUUACAAUCCAACAAAAGACAACCGUAAAAGUUCACUUAAUACUAACGUUGCAAUCCAAUAUAAGACAAAGCUAAGAGGGUGCAAGCUGUUAACGUUCCAAUCGAAAUAAAUGAAAUUCUAAAAGAGCCAAGACAUCAAUAAAGCAAUGGAUUAAAAGAGAAGACUAAACGUCCGCGAGAUGCUACCAUAACUUUCUAAAGAAGGAAUAUCCUAAAAAGAAAAGUUCUAUCCGCUGUAGUUUAUUCCACACUCUCUGGCAGAUCGCUUUUAUCUUGGCUAUGGGUUCUUUACGAGACGGAUAAGUAUUAUUCAGUUUGCAAUUAUAUCUAUAAAAUUAAGCCAAUACCAUGAGAUGAUUUAGGAUAAUGUAGCCUUAAUGUAGAACUUUUUCCCAUUGAUAUAGAUAGUAUAACUCGGAUUUUCUCAUUUAACCAAGUCGAAAAAGAUGACCGAAAUCGAUUAAGUAACAUUACAAAAGAAAAAAAAAAUGGUCAGGGGAUUUAAUCUCGGUGUGGAUAAAUAAAGAUAGAUGGAAAAAAAAACUUUAUUUAGCGUAGGGUUAUUUAGGGUUGUUAGUUAUAUCGAUCGACAUUGUCUUUGGGCUUUAAUUGUUUAAUUGUUUAAUUGUAGAACAGGCAUAAUUUUUUGCCCUAUGCGGGCGAACGGAUUCAAGCGUAAGAAAGACGCGAAGCGAGAGUCACGCGUGAGGGAAGAAGCACGAAAGCACACUGAAUAUUUACAGCGCUCCUCUCCUCGAGCUCGCGGAUGACUCGCACUGUGCUCAUCAUAGCCCAAAAUACUACGCUUUUUUAUUUGGGGCCAGAGGUUACAGAUUGAGAGCAUUCAUCAAGUACUUUAGGGGUUUACUUAAGCGUGCUGGGUAUGCUUUAGUUAUCUUAUCCAUUUUAUUGUAACUAUCACUCACGCACUGUUGUAAGAGAUACAUAUAAUCACGCAAGGGCUGCAUACACCGGUAAUCAAGCAGGAAAUACAUAUAAUCACAACAGUAUUAUAAAAAAUAGUUGUUCGCUGUUUCUCUUUUUAAUAAGAUCAAAAUUUACUCCACUGCUAGAUCGUAAGUAGAAAAUUGGA